AUGCUGGGGAGAUUACUGUCUCAUGCUUUUACAUCUCCUGACGGGUCGAGUUCACCUGAUGGUGGAAGGUUCAGUAGAGCUAGUUCUCCGAACUUUGUCAGCAUCGGAGAUGGCGCUAAUGAUGACGAAAUCCACCCCACAUUCCCUGUAUCGUUUCUAGAUGAAGCUGAUACUAGGAAUUUGUUAUAUGGUCAGUCAUUUACACCUGCUGGUAUAUUGUCUUUGGAUGUUCUUAAGGAUAUUCGAGUAGUGGUAAUCUGCGAUUCAUCUUGUGUUGGGGGGUUCAUUUAUGAUUCCGCAAGGGAAGUUACGGCAUCUGGUAGUGUCAAUACUAAUAAUAGUGUCAGUGGUGGAAAGACGAGCAUCACACCUCAUAGAGGUUCUUUAGACCAUCGAACUAAUUCUCCAUCAUUGGUCGCAUCUACUCUUUCCAGUGUAAGUGCUUUGACUCGCAGCUUCUCUUCUACUGCUCUGAGCAGUGCCGCCGCCAUUAACAAUCUGUCGGGAUUGGGAAUUGGAUUGGGUCAGACUGAUAGUACAACGGCAAAUCCAGAUGGUGUUACAUCUGGAAAAGGACUUGGUGAUUCCAGUCCCUCGAAUAAGCCACUUGCUAGGCCAAAUACAAUUGCAUCUCCUCAAAUCUCCUCCGGUAGGGUAUCAGCUCCCAACAGUCCACAUAGAAGGAAAUCAUCUGGUAAUAAUCUACCAACUAUUGCACCAGAUGUUGCUCCAAUUCUUCAACUUGCACUUUUAAAAGAUCUGGUAUUUGGCUAUUCAGCCAUGAAAUUUCAGGGCCAACUGACUAAAAUCCAUCCCCUGCCCAGGUCUAAAGGUAGUUCUUCAAAGAAACAGCCUUGGAUUGUAUCACGCAUUUUCAAAAUAGCAGUAGACGAUCCAUCUCUGAACAGGACGGAUCCUGUUAACCGCCAAUCGACUACUAUGAGAGUGGACUCUGCUCCCAAACAGUUUCUCACCUCGACAGGAUCAACUAUUUCAAAUGCAUCAGUUGAUACAAAUAAUACUGAUUUAACAGUCGACGAUGCUGAUAAUGAAAAUGAUAGUGCAACUGACGGAUUACCAGGAUGGCAGCCUAAAUCCAACAGCACAGUUCCUCCUUUACCUCCACAUACCAAGGAUGUGCGAUGUGCCAUUUGCAUUAGUUUCAAUCUUCCUCCGGAGUCGGAAGAUGCCAUUACAAACCACUGGACUGAGCUUUCUUAUGCACUUGCUGAUUUACAGGCUACCAUAUAUCGCAAAUUAGAGAGACAAUUGCCACAGGUAGUACUUGAUUCCAGACGUAAGAAGCAUACUCCAAUAAUGUCAGGCGGCCACGGAUCAGGGCUUAACCACGAUAGUCGAUUCAGUGGCGGUCGCGUUCUUUAUUCAAUCGAUGGAGAUUUGGAAAUCCAAAAUGCUGUUGAUUUUUUCAAAUCUCGGUUCUCAACUGCACUUCGUAUCCCAAGAGUACUAUGUGGUCAAGAUAACUGGUCUGAUUUGUACAGCGAAAUGUGCAUAGCAGCCAAGAAAUGGGAGGGUACAUCUGAUGGAGGAUUUCUGGGUGCUAUGAUUUGUUGUUACAUCGAUUUCAACAAAGACCUUCUAGGUGGUUUGAUACAUGAAGAUGAUGAUAUUCCGAAAAGGACAAUUAUUCUCGCCAACAACCGUAUUGUUUCCAGGAAGCUGAUAUUUAUUCUCAGUUCGCUUAUUAGAAGCAGAACGUCAGAACGAAUUCGAAAAAGAAUUAGCCUUGCUAACUCGCUUAAUGACAGCUUCGUAAAGACACAUACCCAGCGAUCUUCUUCUGUUUCGACCACGUACUCUGUUGGCACUAAUUCCCCACGUACGCGAACAUCGGCAAAGUUCUCGUUUGUUGAUGGAGGUUGGGAGGUUUCUCAACCGGCUUCGAUGAUCGAGCCAGUUGGAACAGUGGCCAUUCCUCAUGUAGUACGCCCUUCAUUUUCUUCUUCAUCCCUAGCGCAUUCGGUAGGUUAUGGAAGUACAUCAGAUGCUUUGAGUAGUAGCAUCAACGGACGUAAUUCUCGCAAUAGUGGCGGCUUUUUUUCAAAUCUUUGGAAUUCAGAUAACUCUUACCCUGAAACACCUGGGACUCCGUAUGAUGAUUACUAUUUCCAUGAACAACUGGCAAAUGCCGAUAGAGAUAUGGCUUCUUCUUUCCAGUCUAAAAAUUUCACUAUUGGAGAUACGACUAACGGUACGGUUACUCCAUCACUUAUCAGACCCUCGAUGAGUCGAUGCCAUUCAUCUGAACGGUCGGCAACCACUCUCAACACUAUAAAUCAUAGACUUUACCACCGACAACAUACGGGAGAGUCCAAUAUCAGUGCUAACAAUCCACAUACAAGCUUGCAUCAACGGACCCUGCUUCAAAAUGCAAGCGAUAACGACCUCACCAACCUUUCGUAUCUUCCAACAGCGCCACCUUAUAGGUUGGUCCACGACGAAGAGAACCAAAUUGUCAUUGAUGUAUCAGAAUCUGCCACACCUGACCAACCGUACGAAGAUCUCAGGCCAAUUGUACUUCCACGAGUCGCAGGUCAUGUAUCCAAUUUCCAUCCUGAUUUUAUACUCCAAGCUUGCCCAAUUACACGAGACUUGGAAGACCAAAUUUCUAGAACUAUGCUUCGAGAUGGCGACGUUAAUUCGGUUUCAAUAGCAGCACGAAAUAGCAUAUCCAGUGUUCCAUCCAAGCGACAGGCUCUUUCCAAAUCUCUAAUCAUUAACCUAAGAACAAGAGAAAUCUCAACUUACACCCUCGUGGCCAGUACAGAUGAAACAUCUAAUAUGACUCAAAAAUUAGUGCGAAAAGUAGUAUUUGCCAAUCACAAACCCUCUCCUGGAUUUUCAACUGCAUUCGCAAAUAUAUCAAAACAGAUUGCUGAUAUUGUUGAGGGCGAGGAGGGGACGAUACACAGUCCUAAUCGUGGAGCAUAUUUCACCUCCCUGGUUAAGGCUUUUGAAGGCUGCUUUGGCCUUUUAUAG
Molecule: messenger RNA, 3000 nt
Organism: Sugiyamaella lignohabitans
Lineage: Eukaryota; Fungi; Ascomycota; Dipodascomycetes; Dipodascales; Trichomonascaceae
Exons: 1
Coding region: 1-3000 (999 amino acids)
Source: RefSeq, a predicted model, not a curated record